CUGCCUCUCCAGCUGGCUCUGAGUACACCAACUCGGCUUCUCGCCCAGACAGGAACCAAGCACAUAUAGAAAUCCACCGUUAAAAAUGAAGUCCUCGGCACUCCUUGCGGCUUGCAGCGCUCUCUUGGCCGCUGCAAGCCCCAUCCUCCAGGGUCGCCGACUCUACAUCUCCACGGAUGUCGUGACUGAAUGGGUCACUGUCACUGUGACCGAGGGCGACGCCUCGACUGCCUUCAGUCGUCCCGUGCCCCACACCAAGGCCACGACGACCACCAGCAUCCCUGAGCCUUCGACCACUUCGGUGGCUCCUCCUCCUCCUCCGCCGCCCCCUACCUCCACGUCCGCACCUGUUAUCCAAGCGGCCCCUCAGCCCACCCAACAGCCCAGCCCCAGCCCGCAGGCUGCCGAUCCCCAGGUUCAGGCCGCUCAGCCGUCCUCGGACACCCCCGCUCCCGCUCCUGCCCCAAGCACUACUACCCAGGCUUCCGCGGCUCAGCCCUCCGACUACACGAGCACUGCUCUUUAUCAUCACAACGUCCACCGUUUUAACCACUCUGCCAAUGCGCUCGUCUGGAGCGACGAGCAUGCCCAGUAUGCUCAGACUCUCGCUGAGAGAUGCGUGUUCGAGCACGACACGAGCAUCGGCGGCGGCGGCUACGGCCAGAACAUUGCCAUGUGGGGAUCCACGGGCGACCCUGAAGCGUUUGGCGCCACUGGGUCAAUCGCACGUGCUGCCAGCAAUGGCUGGUAUAACGGCGAGUUGAACGACUUCCCGGCGAGCAGCUACGGCGCGAGCACGCCCGACAUGACCAACUUCGAGAAAUGGGGCCAUUUCUCGCAGCUCGUCUGGAAGGACACCCAAAAGGUUGGCUGCGCCACCGUUUUCUGCCAGCCUGGCACGCUGUCCAGCAUGGGCUCGUGGUUCUCCGUCUGCAACUACUACCCUCCUGGCAAUGUGGGCGGUGCCUACGGUGACAACGUGGCCCCUCCCGAGGGCCAGCCUAUCGUUACUGCGGCUUAGGCUGGGCGUCGAACAUUGGUAGCAGCCAUCUCCACGGGCAAGU
Thermothielavioides terrestris NRRL 8126 is the source of this 1064-nucleotide messenger RNA. RefSeq lists its product as uncharacterized. Lineage: Eukaryota; Fungi; Ascomycota; Sordariomycetes; Sordariales; Chaetomiaceae. Bases 86 to 1021 code for a protein of 311 amino acids. The transcript is spliced from 4 exons. The record is from RefSeq and is a predicted model, not a curated record. Gene Ontology annotation, cellular component: extracellular region.